AUGGAACAACGAGUUUGCUUGAAACUUUAUGUUUCCAAUGGAAUUACGGCUACGCAGUCUUUAAAAAUGUUACAAAAGUGUUAUGGGGAGUCUACCCUAUCGAGAACUCAAGUAUUUGAGUGGCAUAAAGCAUUCAGUGAGGGUCGUGAAGUCUUAGAAAACUUGCCUCAUGCGAGUCGUUCAUCCACGUCUGUUAAUGACGAUAAUAUUGAAAAAGUGAAGGAAAUCGUACUUGGAAAUCAUCGGGUUGGCAUUAGAGAGAUAGCAGAGGCUUUCAACAUUUCUUAUGCAUCGACUCAACUCAUUGUGGUUAAUGUUUUGGGUACGAAGCGCGAUGCCGCCAGACUCGUACCGAAAGAUUUGAAUUUUCUAGCAUUCUAG
Hylaeus volcanicus is the source of this 381-nucleotide messenger RNA. RefSeq names its product protein GVQW3-like. NCBI's taxonomy places the organism in Eukaryota, Metazoa, Arthropoda, Insecta, Hymenoptera, Colletidae. The transcript has a single exon. The record is from RefSeq and is a predicted model, not a curated record. The coding region runs from base 1 to 381 and encodes 126 amino acids.